GUGGAGUUUCUGCCCUUUUUUCCUUUUUCUUGUUCUUUUUCUUUUGGCAUCAUCAUCAUCAUAUCAUAAGUAUCAAGCCUACUUAAGCAUGCGUCGGUCAUUGUGCUUUCACAGUUUUUUUCUUCUUCUUUUCUUCUUCUUUUCUUCUUCCCCUUUUCAUCUUUUUUUUUGGCAAAGGCGAGUUGAGUUUAGUUUCUCGAUGAAAUAUGAUAUCCAUAGCGCGCACACUGGGGGUAUGGGGGUCUGGAUGUAGGAUGCUUCUUGAUUUUUGUUUUAUUUAUUCUUCUUCUUCGAUGAUAUCCAAAUCUUAUUCUGUUUCUGUUUUUGUUCUGUUUGGUUCUAUUCUGCUUGGUUCUGUUCUGUUGUGUGCGGGUGUUUUGUUGUUCGUUUGUUGUGAGGCUUUUCAGUUUAAUUUCUAUUCACUCUACUUACUUCUUAGUUCUUACUUCUUUUCUUCUACUGUUCUUUUUCGUAUACCUACACACGAUCGUAUAUCUAGUUUUUUUCUUCUCCUUUUUAGUUUGGAGGUUUUUGGGUAGGAAAGGUGUGGGUGAUGUGGGUGAUGUACCGUGUACGAGCUAUGGUUGUGGUUGUGGAUUGGUUGUGGAUUGGACACGACGGUGGGGCGCGGGGAGCGGGGGGGG
Tricharina praecox is the source of this 644-nucleotide messenger RNA. RefSeq lists its product as uncharacterized. Bases 207 to 539 code for a protein of 110 amino acids. Lineage: Eukaryota; Fungi; Ascomycota; Pezizomycetes; Pezizales; Pyronemataceae. The record is from RefSeq and is a predicted model, not a curated record. The transcript has a single exon.